CCCCGCGCGGGCCAACGAGAGCAAGCCCAGUGACUCACCUCCGCCGCGCUAACUCUUCGCAGCUCUCUCCCUCACACACGCUCACACCCGGCUCGAGAUGGCGGCAGCGGCAGCGGCAGCGGCGGGGGACUCCGAUUCUUGGGACGCGGACACAUUCUCCGUGGAGGACCCGGUGCGGAAGGUGGGGGGCGGCGGCACUGCCGGCGGAGACCGCUGGGAAGGCGAGGACGAGGAUGAGGACGUCAAGGAUAACUGGGAUGAUGAUGAUGAUGAAAAGAAAGAGGAAGCAGAAGUAAAACCAGAAAUAAAAAUUUCAGAAAAGAAAAAAAUAGCAGAGAAGAUAAAAGAGAAAGAACGGCAACAAAAGAAAAGGCAAGAAGAAAUUAAAAAGAGGUUAGAAGAACCUGAAGAACCUAAAGUGCUAACGCCAGAAGAACAAUUAGCAGAUAAACUGCGGCUUAAGAAAUUACAGGAAGAGUCAGACCUUGAAUUAGCAAAAGAAACUUUUGGUGUUAACAAUACAGUUUAUGGAAUAGAUGCUAUGAAUCCAUCUUCAAGAGAUGAUUUCACAGAGUUUGGAAAGUUACUAAAAGAUAAAAUUACACAAUAUGAAAAGUCACUAUAUUAUGCCAGUUUUUUGGAAGCCUUAGUUCGAGAUGUGUGUAUUUCAUUGGAAAUUGAUGACUUGAAAAAGAUUACCAAUUCAUUGACUGUGCUUUGCAGUGAAAAACAGAAGCAAGAAAAGCAAAGCAAAGCCAAAAAGAAGAAGAAAGGCGUGGUUCCUGGAGGGGGAUUAAAGGCCACCAUGAAAGAUGAUCUGGCAGAUUAUGGUGGUUAUGAUGGAGGCUAUGUACAAGACUAUGAAGACUUCAUGUGACAUUUUAUCUUCUCCUGGUGUCUUCUUUCUGUUGCCCACAAUCCCUUCAACAUGUAGCACAACUUCCUUUCCUUUCAGUUCUGCCAAAUGCUACAAUCAGAAGUGCAGUAUCUUUUGUGCUGGUUAUUUUACCCCUUGACACUUAGGUGCUAAUGUGCAAAUGAGGGAACCUGGAUCUUGCUGCCAAGGGGUUAAAAUUGGGGAACCUCAAUUGCUACUAAAUCAUAGUUUAAAAAAACAAACCUAAUAAUGUUGUCAUUGUUGCUAUUUGAUUCCAUAGCAGCAGUCACUAAAUUGGAAACAAAGGUUGCAACAUGACAAAAAAUUAUGUAGUAUUUACCAGCACCAUUCAGUAAUACAGCCUUAACCAUACCUCCUUGAACUACUUCAUAACUUGUCAAGAAAAGCAGUUUGCAGCAAGGGCAUGUGGUGUGCACCUAGUAUUAAAAUUGCUUUGUCUUAAAAUUGAGCGUGAGGAUGUUAAAAAUACAUUGUGAAGAAGACUGCUUAUCUCAGACUGAAGAUACUGCAGCUGAAAAGUACUAGUGUGAUACUUAAAAAUUAAAUGACCAAAACCCUCCAACUUUGAAGCUGAAGAAGGUAAACUUCUCCAUUUUUGCAGUACAAGUUGUGGAAUCUCUUAUUUAUCAGACUGUUUCUACUGAUGAAGUACUUCAGAUUGGGGAGGGAAACUGUUUUUAUUUGCCUGAUUCAGGUGUCUGAGAAACAGAUCUCUUUGUUCUCCUUGGCUGCAAUGGAACAACUUUUAACAGGGUUUUGGCAUUUCCUUUCCUUUAUAAAACAUGCUCAGCAAACUGCACCAGUUAACUACAGUUUGGUAAAUUGUUAUGUUAACAAUUAUGACAUCUGCAAUGUUUUAUAAAGCAACUAAUUUAAUAAAAAUCACUAUUGUGAGGACUAUAAAUUUUGUGUUACCUCCCAAGAGAUAUUUUUGGAGAGUACAGAACGCACCUCUUGGGACUAGAGUUCUUUAUAUACUUAAUAAAGCUUAAUCAGUGCUUGACGUAGUUAACAGCUUUAUAACAGUGAUUUACCAGGUCUUUAAUAGUGUCACCUUAGAGCAACAAAGGUGUAGGGGCUGUCUUCCUCUUACUUGGGAAGUUAUUUUGUUUAGAUACUAAAGCCUAAUGAAGUACCUAAAACAACUAUUUAUUUGGAAUUAUAGAGUCUACAACUCAGGAUAUGGCUAUAAGCAUAAAUUGAGGGAUCUUGUUUAUUAUAUUUUAAGUGAUUUGACCAAAUUUGUGGUUUGAGUCUUUUUUAUUUCCCUAAUUGUCAUAACCAAAAUAAGAAAUAUUCCUCAUUUCCAUAGGAAAUACAAACCUCAAAGCUCUGUAGACUACUAAGUGGAAAACAUGACCAUAUAAAUGACUUAAUAGAAGGCCAUGCUUACACAGCAAUAAUCAUAGUAAAUGUUGUUUUAAGGCAGACAAGGGCUAAGAUUUUCCUUAGCAUAAUAAUGACAUACACUGAAUUUUAAAUCUAUUUUAUUAUAGAAAGAUCAGUUUCUAACAAAUGAAAAUGUAUCACCUGUUCCUUAAUUGUGUAAAUAAUAUUAAAUAUCUUUGAAACUGGAAUCUACAGGCAUAGGUAUUCUUUAAUCAUUACUGUAUCACCUCCUAAUACAGAAGUCAUCCUGAGGAAGAGGAAUACCAGUAUCCAUAUAAAACGGGAUAGAUGAACAAUCACUUCAAAGUAGAAAUUUUCCUGGUGAAGUCUCGCCUUCAUUACCUACUACCUACAAAGAGUGAUAUGGUACAGUCCUGAGCUUUUUCAAUUCAGACAACAAAGAUCCCCAGUGCAUUAUUCUACUCUGAUCAUGAACAUCUGUCAGAACCUCACAACAGUACAAGAAAACAGGCACCUUUGAGAUCAUCUAACCUGAAAGCAUAUCCUUUAGACAGCAACUUGUUUGAGGGUCCUUCAGAAGUACAUUUAUAAUUUCAUAAAAUUUGUGUUCAUAUGCCAACUUGUAAUACAGGUAGAUAUCUUCACAAUAUGAAAGUAACUUCUUCAAGUUUUCUGUGACCACACUGGUAGGCUGAUGUUGUUUAUAUCUAGACAAAAGAAACAAGAAUGUAAAGGGUAAAACACUAUCUUAAGGGCCAUCAGCUCUGAGUACCACUACUUAUAAGAGACAGUGCUGUAGCCUUGGAAAUUAUCAAAUACCCCCUGAUAUGAGUUUGUGAUAAAUUGUUUUAUUAAAGUAUGUAUGUUAAUGCUUACCUUAAUAAUUAGAGUAAGUUUAGUUCUCCAAAAGACAUCUCAGGCAAGCUGAAUAGCUAUCCUCUCAUUUUAAGUACAAAACACCAUAAGCAAACAUCUCAUUCAUCCAUCUUCUAAAUGAUCACUUCUGGAAAUUGACAUUUUGCCAUUUUAAGCUGAAGGGGAGCUAAAGGUAUAUUGUACCUAGCUAUAAAUUUCUUACUCUCAUUUCUCUUCAAAGCUGAGGAAAUGAUUAUAGUCAAAAACACCCCCCAAUAGACAGGGUCUCAACUUGUUUUCCAUGCUUGUCUUGGCUUCAGUGAUCUUCCUGCCUUAAGCCUCCUGAGUAGCUCUAGCUGAGACUAUAGGCUCGUGCCACAGCACUUAGCACAGAAAACUUUCAAUACUUACUUUUUUGAAAUUUCUUCAAUUAUACUAGGUCUUAAUAAUCUUUGUUGCUUAAAUUCUUCCAAGUAAGUAAAAUCUCCUUUAAGAAUUACUUGUUGGUAUAGAAUUUCAGCCCAAUCUGGAAUGAAGUCAUAGGCCUCAGCCACAAUAGAAGCCUUUUUUGAAAGAACAGAAGCGAAUACCAUUAGAGCCAAUUUGAUGUUAAAGUUUAAGGCAAACUGUUAUAGAAAACAACAGUGAAUUAUCAUUUCUCAAUUAUGUUAAAAGGAUCUAUGUAUCAGAGUCAAUGUAAAGUCAUAUGUUAAUCUGGCAUUUCCUCUCCCAUAAACACCCAAAUAUCUUCUUUCACUUUUUUCUUUUUGAAGGGGGGGGGGUUGCCAGGAUUGAACUCGGGGGCACUCAACUACUGAGCCACAUCCUCAGCCCUAUUUUUUAAUAUUUUAUUUAGAGAAAGGGUCUCAGUGAGUUGCUUAGUGCCUCCCUGUUGCUGAGGCUGGCUUUGAACUCAUGAUCCUCCUGGCUCAGUGUGCUUAAUGUUCCACAAAAUGAACUAAUAAAACUGAGAAAGAAUACCAUAUUAUUCCCACUAACUCAACUGUAUAAGGAACAAUGAAAGGGCUGAUUCCCUGACAUCAAACCCUGUUCAUAAAAGGGCUACACCCAAUCUCCUGGCAGUCCUAGAUUUCUGAUGCUGACCUGGGGUUCGCUGCUCUGUAAAUGUUGGGGUAAGAUUAUCUGACAGCUAAACCAGGCUGGGCUGCUGUGGUUCUGUUCCUGGUACUGAGACCUCUGGCAAUUCAUUCAACCUUUGGUCCCACGAGUGGUAUAAUAAAAGGGAUGCUGACAGUUCUGGCUAGUUUUUUUGUUCACCUGGUAGAACCGAGGUAGGGCCAUGAUACAGUCCAUCAGCUUCUGGUGGCUCAAAUUGAUGAGCAUCGUGUUCUGGCCAGUGUUCAGAAAGUGAAUCUGUAGUGUUAUUAACCUGGUGAGCCGGUGACAGUGCAGAGCCUGUCGCACACAGGAGUCCUGAGAGAUGAGGACAGAGGGAGGCAUAGGCAGAGACGUUUGACUAACAUCUUUUAUGUGAACCCUCCAACUGUAGUCACCCAUUAUACUCUUGUUUAAUUUAACCCAUGACACCCUCCCCACUUCACUUGGAAAACCCCAGCACUAAAAAAGAAAAAAUUAUACUACAAACACUAAUUCCCAAGGCCAAUCUGGAGUUACUACUUUGUAGCUACCUUGGCAUAACUCUCUGCUGCAUCCAGCAUCAGGGUCAGGGCCUUCAGCAAUAGCUGCUUCAGCUGGUGUCCAUCCUUGAGGUUGUCCUCUGCAGAGGGAUAAAAGACAACUGCUGAGUCUGACUUACUCUAAGGCAGGCUGUUCUUGCCCACCCACAGUGAUGAUGGGGACUAGAAAAGAAACAUCCCAGCUGUGUUCAUAGGGAGGCAAGUGUAUCUCACUCAGGUAAAGGGUAUUGGGCCAAAAGUAUAUAUAUCUGACUACAACUUCACUCUGGAGGAUUUAGUGCCCCUGUAGUUCUUCACUUCUUUCUGGAACAUCCAGGAAGGCUUAUGUGGCAUCACCAUGCACAGUAGUUCCUGAUGGAUGCUACCUGGGUCCCAAGAGUGCACAGGCCUUGAACGUGCCCCUCCACCUCAUAUCUGCCUGACUGGGUCCCCAUAGUGACAAAUACCCACUGCAAUCUCUAACAGCCAGUCUCACAAGCUCUUGUCCUUGGCCCUAAAAACUCCCUGAUUAGUAGCUUUGCUUUGGGGAGUGCUCUGUGACCUUGCUCACCCCAAGGCUGAGACUCAAUCAAUUUCAGUUGAAUGCAGGCAGCUGCUUCAUGGUUCUCCCCAAUCUCUCGGCACAUACUGAAGCACAGGGCAAUCAUGUUGUGCUUUUCACUGUCCCCAGGGCGGCAGCGUUUGAUGUAAUCCAGCAGGGCUGUCUUCAGGGUACCACUCUGCCCAAGGGAGGAAAAAGGGAAUACCAAGGUCUCAACAAGAGAGUACAAGGCAGGCAGAAAUGGCUGAAUCCCUUGGUUCCUAAAGUUCCUUAAAAACCACCGAGGAGGAGGAGAGAGAGGGGAGGUACUGGGGGAUGAUAUUGACCUAAAUUAUAUUAUUGUAUUGUGUGCAUGUACAAAUAUGUAACACUGAAUUCCAUUUCUAUGUAUAAUUAUAAUGCACCAAUAAAAAUAAGGGAAAAAACUCCCAAGAAAACAAGAUCUAAAAAAAUACAAAAGUUUAUAAACUAUUCUCAGUGUAAGGAAACAGCAUGCACAUGUUGCUCCUGGGAAUGUAGCACUAAAACCUUUAAGAAGGGAAAAGCCUUAAAAUUUAAAAUAUAUGCAUUCAAAUACUGAUAAUUUGAUUUCUAGACAUCUAUCCUAAAGAAAUAAGCAGAGGAAGAGUGCUAAAAUGAAUGUAAUGAAGAUACUUCAUAGCAAUUAAUUAGAACUACUCCAAAUACCCAAAAUAAGGGCUAAGAGAAUACCUUGUAAUCAUUAAAAAGUGAUAUCGAAGAUUAUCUGCUGAUUUGGAAGACAGUCAUGGUUAUGCUUAGUGUUAGGGGGAAAGCAGGUUGUUUCAUAUCUUUAAGCUUGAUGUAAGUUUUUUUAAAAUAUGUACAUAUGUUUUGGGGUACAUGUCCAAACAAAGGGCAUAUACCAAACUGUCAACAGUGACUGUCUGCAGAUAGUAGGUAGACACCGAGGACUUUUUCCCUGUUGUUGUUUUUCAAGUGUCUUACGUGGAGU
Sciurus carolinensis (gray squirrel) is the source of this 6275-nucleotide messenger RNA. RefSeq names its product eukaryotic translation initiation factor 3 subunit J (gene Eif3j). Gene Ontology annotation, molecular function: translation initiation factor activity. The coding region runs from base 98 to 877 and encodes 259 amino acids. Lineage: Eukaryota; Metazoa; Chordata; Mammalia; Rodentia; Sciuridae. The record is from RefSeq and is a predicted model, not a curated record. The transcript has 8 exons. Gene Ontology annotation, cellular component: cytoplasm; eukaryotic translation initiation factor 3 complex.